AUGGCGUUCCCCCGUAACGCGAGGGGCAGCAGGCAAAGGACCAGAUCCCCGAUCCUGCUGCUGCUCGUCUGCGCCCUGGCCGGCGCUUUGUGGUGGCUGUUCUUCUCCUCGUCCUCUCGUAUUCUCCCGACUUGGGGGCCUGGAUCGGGUGUGGCGAGUCUUAAGAAUGACGUGUGGUCAAAUGGCCUGGAGAGGAAGUACUUGUAUUGGGGGAAUAGGGUUGAUUGCCCGGGGAAGCACUGCGACUCCUGCGCGGGGUUGGGUCACCAGGAGUCGAGCCUCCGAUGCGCAUUGGAGGAGGCCAUGUUCCUCAAUAGGUGAUGUGGAGAAUUUUUCCUGCCAUUUCGGGGGACAACGGAGUUCAAUUUUAUUAUAUAUCUUCAAAUACUGCUAUUCGUUUUCUCUGCUUUUCUCAAAAUUUGGGUGCUAUCUUAUUACUGAUAGAUUAUAGCUCAUAGAUUUUGAUAGAAAAAGUAUCUUAUUUCCUGUUUAUUUCGUAAUUUAUGUCUCUUGUGAUUCCGUCUUCGUUGCCGAGGAUCUGUACUCAACUCAAACCCUGCAUAAUUUUUUUUCCUUCCAGAGUGUUCGUGAUGCCGUCCCGAAUGUGCAUCAACCCGAUACACAACGAGAAGGGGAUCCUUCACAAGAGCGUGGAUGCAAGUUCAGAGGAGCGGUGAGCUUUAAUUUUGUGGUUCUAGCUUGGAUCAUAUAUUUGUGUUGGACGUAGGGUAGCUAUGAUGCUUCUUCCUAAUGGAUCUCUCUUGCAAUAUCAGGCUUCAUCUUGCCUCCAAUCCAAUUUAGGGUUUUGUCUUCGGUUUAUCCCAAUAUGGAAAAUACCAGAAAUUUCUCAUUUACCUUAAUAAGAGUGCAAUUGAUGUGGGAGAUGAUUUUCAAGUGGGCUGCCUACUGAAUAUGAUCAAGGAUAGGAAAAACUUGUACUACUUUGCUUCCUCAUUUCUGUCUAUUUCUGUGAGAUGAGAAGAGGAUUGUCUUUGGUUCUGUUCUUCGCAUCUUUUUUUAUUACAUGAAUGAUAGCAAUAAUAACCACCCUUUGGUAUUAUUAUUUUUUAAUUCAGAUGGGCGGCAAGUUCUUGUGCGAUGGAUUCGUUAUACGAUGUGGAUCUCAUAUCAAGGACUGUGCCCGUAAUUUUGGAUAAUUCAAAAAUAUGGUAUCAUGUAAUUUCCACGAGCAUGAAACUGGGAAAACGAGGGUUGGCUCAUGUUGAAGGGAUCAGCCGCCUCGAGCUUAAAGAAGAUAGUCUGCACUCAAAUGUUCUGCUAAUCAAUCGCACUGCGAGCCCCCUUUCAUGGUACUCCCUCUUUUGGAUCGAUGGCUCUCAUGUGAAGAACUUGCUGGCUCUCACUGAAAGUCCUUCAACCUUUUCCAUCGCAUUCUGUGUGAGAAAUCCUUAAUUUUUGCUAGGUGACUUCAGACUUGAGGAGUGCUUCUUAAUCAUGAUAAUCACACCCAGGUUCAUGGAGUGCAAGGAUCGGACCAACCGCAGCUCGAUCAAGCUUCCAUACUCAUUUCUCCCAUUGAUGGCUGCGAAGAAAUUGAGAGAUGUGGCAGACGAGGUCUGUACUUUAUACUGAUCAUCAGACCGAGGCUCACUGUUCUGUUUGCAUAAAACUGCUUGAAUUGUUCGAUUUUUCUCAAUUGUGGGAGGCCGCAGAUGGUGUUUUAUGUCCUAGAUCACUCCAGCUUUGAUUGCAAUGAGGGCUAUCAAUUGGUUCGUUCAUGAUCAUUCAGCUGAAUUCCCAAUUUGGAUUCUCCGUUGGGUUCCAAAUCCUAGAAAUUCUUUUUUUCUUUUUGUAAAUUUCACUCGCUCCAGUUUUUAUCUUGAUUCGUUUAUUUGUUAGACAAAUAUUUAGUUAUGAUCUGAUUCACAUGAAUCAGCCCCCUGGUUGGGCUGACUUUUAACCGGGCAAGCAUUAGUCAAGCCCAUCAUUGACUUUGCAUAUCGUUGUGACUCAUUCAAUCUUUGAUAUGCCAUAUUGUUAUCAUCCGGGAAUAAACCGGAUUGACUUUUUAAUCAUGAACUCCCUUAUUUAAAUGUUUCCUUGUUUAAUAAAUAUUUAAUUACUAUCUGAUUCACAUGAAUGAGGCCCCUGAUUGGGCUGACUUUUAACCGGGCGAGCAUUAGUCAAACCUAUAAUUGACUUUGGAUCGUUGUCACUCAUUCAAUCUUUGAUGUACCAUACUGUUAUCAUCUGGGGAAGUUUCGAUCUGAAUGUUCCGAUCUGUUCUUUGACUCGGGAAAUUUCCCCGGGGGCAGAUCAAGAGCCUCCUCGGAGAUUAUGAUGCAAUCCAUGUCCGCCGAGGAGAUAGAAUAAAAACCAGGAAGGACAGAUUUAGGAUCGAUCGAAGCCUCCAUCCUCAUCUGGACAGGGACACCCGCCCGGAGUUCAUUCAACGGAGGAUCGAGAAGUGGAUCCCUCCUGGACGGACCCUCUUCAUCGCCUCCGAUGAGCACACGCCGGGGUUCUUCUCGCCUCUUUCUGCCAGGUUUGACUUUUAUACAUUUCGUAUUAUUCCGCCAUUUUCUGGUAUCUAUGAGCAUAUAAAUCGUCGAGUAAUGUUAUUAUUUGGGGAUUUAUGGGGAUGAAUCUGUUCUCGGCAGGUACAGGAUGGCGUACGCAUCGAACUACAGCGAGAUUCUGGAGCCGGUGAUAGAGAACAACUACCAGCUGUUCAUGAUCGAGAGAUUGAUCUUGGUGGGGGCCAGAACGUUGGUGAAGACUUUCAAGGAAGAUGAAGCCGACCUCUGCCUCACCGACGACCCCAAGAAGAAUGCCAAGAUUUGGUCCAGGCCGGUCUACACCUUGGAUGAAAGUGGGGCCCACUAG
Spirodela intermedia is the source of this 2847-nucleotide messenger RNA. Lineage: Eukaryota; Viridiplantae; Streptophyta; Magnoliopsida; Alismatales; Araceae. The record is from the annotation of a GenBank genome assembly.